Drosophila ananassae is the source of this 8102-nucleotide messenger RNA. It is a transcript of the gene Glut1, whose product is annotated as glucose transporter type 1. The transcript has 16 exons. The record is from RefSeq and is a predicted model, not a curated record. Gene Ontology annotation, biological process: monosaccharide transmembrane transport. Lineage: Eukaryota; Metazoa; Arthropoda; Insecta; Diptera; Drosophilidae. Gene Ontology annotation, cellular component: membrane. Gene Ontology annotation, molecular function: hexose transmembrane transporter activity.
CAGCUCCACAAUGGAAUUCUUCUCUCAGUUUUAUCGCGAGCUCCGACGGCUUCAGUCACUUGCCAGGCACUUGCUGUGACGCUUUCGGCUUCUAAUUUACGUCCAGGUGUAAACAUUGUUAAUUAGGUAUUGUUGGUGUGGUGUGUGGUUAUUAGUGCUGUUCGGUGUUGAGUUAGUUCCUCGUCCAAUCUUUAUUAUCAGUCGCGUAGUGCUAAUCGCGGAAUCUCAAGUGCACUUGCCUCAUAAACUUGCCCCAUCACAUCUUUAUUUUUUGGCCAAUCACUUGAAUCAAUAAAUAAUUCCCAGUCUGGGGUUAUCGCUCGCGUGCGUUUAAAACAAAAAUAAAUUAAUAUGGGACGGCAUUAAAUAAAUUAAAUGAGAGAUCCCCCGUGUACUGGAAACGGCAAAACUAAUUUAUGGCAUUAAAAAUGCAUAUUUUUUAGCAGUGCGUCGCCAGUUUUUAUCAUUUGCCAGCUGCCGCAAGGAGAGAGGACGAAGGACGGGAGCCAAGAACGAGGCAUACGGCAUACCUGCAGUUGUGGUGGCAAAGGAAGAGAGUGCAGACACGUUGGAUGAAAAUUGGAUUUGACUGCGGACAAAUCUGAAUCCGAAAGUUCUUUAGUCAACUCCAGUUGGAACGAAGGAUAAUUCUCAGAUUUUGCCCGGGACUGGCAACGAAAUGGCUUUCCUAUGUGCACCGCUGGCCAGAAUAAUGACAUGGCGACCAUUGGUGACAUAUCGAUGAUCUCACCGCCAACGUCUUCCAUCUCGAACGAGCAAGAUCCGUUUGGACAGCUGCCACCGCUACCACCGCCACUGCGUUCCACCCAAGUGCUUCAGCCGCUGAGCGUGUUUCCAGUGUCCAAUUUGAGCGAAGAUUCCUACGAUUAUGUUUUUGGUGGUCGACGUAAGACUCCGCCCACAACAACGUCAACACAACUCAAGCUGACCUCACCGCCUGUGCGAUUGCGACCCGAAGACGCCUAUCGUGGAGCUAACAUAAACAACGGCCGCUUCUACCGCCACUCCUUCAGCUACGCCCCCAAAAGGCAACGCCACUCGAGUCGAGAUGAUCGAGACCGCGAAUCUAGGCUGAGAUGUCAUGGCGAGGACGAGGCCACACUGCGCCAAUUGCUGCUCGAUUUGCAAAAGCAAGUUAGCGUGAUGAGCAUGAAUCUGUCAGCGAAACUCGAUGAACUCCAGCGAGGCGAUCGACACCUGGAGACGACGGUCGCCUUGUGCGAGAUCCGGACUCAGCUCCAGGAGCUGACCAAAUCGGUGGAGAGCUGCCAGAGCGAGGUGUCCGAGGUAAAGCGUGACAUGGUGGCCAUCAAACAUGAACUGGACACCGUGCAGCAGGUCAAGGAGGAGAUCGAGGAGCUGCGCGAAUAUGUUGAUCGACUGGAGGAGCAUACGCACAGACGGAAGCUAAGACUUUUAGAACAAGGUCUCACCUUCUUCCUCACCUACUCGAUAUUCUCGGCGGUGCUGGGCAUGCUACAGUUCGGUUACAACACCGGAGUGAUCAAUGCACCGGAGAAAAAUAUCGAGAACUUUAUGAAGGAUGUGUACAAGGACCGCUACGGCGAGGACAUUAGCGAGGAGUUCAUCCAGCAGCUCUACUCGGUGGCAGUCUCCAUAUUCGCCAUCGGUGGUAUGCUGGGCGGUUUCAGCGGCGGCUGGAUGGCCAACCGCUUUGGCAGAAAAGGCGGCUUACUGUUAAAUAAUGUGCUCGGAAUUUCCGGCGCUUGUUUAAUGGGAUUUACCAAAGUUAGUCAUUCCUAUGAAAUGUUAUUCCUUGGCCGAUUUAUCAUUGGUGUUAAUUGCGGCCUCAACACGUCGCUAGUGCCCAUGUACAUCUCGGAGAUAGCGCCACUGAAUCUGCGCGGUGGCUUAGGUACUGUUAAUCAAUUGGCUGUGACUGUAGGUUUACUAUUAUCCCAAGUGCUGGGCAUCGAGCAGAUCCUGGGCACCAACGAGGGCUGGCCCAUCCUCCUCGGCCUGGCCAUCUGUCCGGCCAUCCUGCAACUCAUUUUGCUGCCCGUCUGCCCCGAGUCCCCCAGAUAUCUGCUCAUCACCAAGCAGUGGGAGGAGGAGGCGCGCAAGGCCCUGCGGCGAUUGCGGGCCUCUGGCUCUGUCGAGGAGGACAUCGAGGAGAUGAGGGCCGAGGAGCGUGCCCAGCAGGCCGAGAGCCACAUAUCGACCAUGGAGCUAAUCUGCUCACCCACCCUGCGUCCGCCCCUCAUCAUUGGCAUUGUGAUGCAGCUGAGCCAGCAGUUCAGUGGCAUCAACGCCGUCUUCUACUACUCCACGUCGCUCUUCAUGAGCUCCGGGCUGACGGAGGAGAGCGCCAAGUUCGCCACGAUAGGCAUCGGCGCCAUAAUGGUUGUCAUGACCCUCGUCUCCAUUCCGCUGAUGGAUCGCACAGGACGCAGGACCCUGCACCUCUAUGGACUCGGUGGAAUGUUCAUCUUCUCCAUCUUUAUCACCAUUUCGUUCCUGAUCAAGGAAAUGAUCGACUGGAUGUCCUAUCUAUCGGUGGUGGCCACCCUCGGCUUUGUGGUAUUCUUCGCUGUGGGACCCGGAUCGAUACCCUGGAUGAUCACCGCCGAGCUCUUCUCCCAGGGACCCCGGCCCAGCGCCAUGGCCAUUGCCGUUUUGGUCAACUGGAUGGCCAACUUUGUGGUCGGCAUUGGUUUCCCCAGCAUGAAGACUGCCCUGGAAAACUAUACCUUCUUGCCGUUUAGCGUUUUCCUGGCCAUCUUCUGGAUAUUCACCUACAAGAAAGUGCCCGAGACCAAGAACAAAACCUUCGAGGAGAUCCUGGCCCUCUUCCGGCACAACAACGGCAGGAGUAUGCUAAACUGCACAAAUAGCUUGGAGCCACAAAGUAUGAAUUCUGGCAUCGAACAUGCCGCCUUGAUGGUAUCCGAGGAGAAGACCCAACAUGACUCACCUGCAUCCGAGCGAUUUUUAGAAGGCGGCCGAAGUACACACCAGGGCCGGAGCGCUGCCUCUGCGCCCCAUCACCCUCGUCAGCCUCCACCUGUCUGCCCGAGCAACGGGCCUUGACUGAGGAGCGCCUCGCCUCCUGACUCUGCCAGUGUUCGUUCCACGAGUCGCGCUGAGGAUCAGCUGCAGCAUCUACAACAACAACAACAACAACAGCAGCAGCAGCAGCAACAGUUGCAACACCACCAGCAGGUGCACCACCAGUCCUGCUAUCCCACACACGAAUACGUACACUGUAGCUAUGAGAAGGAAGUCGUAUGUGAUCAAGCCAAUCCAGCACCACAGCAACCACAUCUAGAGCAUCUUGAGCAGCUAGAUCAGCAACCACUGCAGCAACAGCAACAGCAACCAUCGCACCACUGCCAGCAGCAACAGCAGCAGCGCAAGCACAGCCAUAGUCCGCACCACAGUCGGCACACCUCGCCGCACUCGCACCACUCUGUUUCCAACAACAACAGCAGCAGCCACCACCACCACUCGCACCACAGAAGCCACAGGCGCCGUCGCCAGGGCAGCGGCAGUCUGCCAGGAGCCCACCAGGCCUCCUCUUCCUCGGCCAAUCCCGCCUCGGUGCGUCCCUCCAUCUGCACCAGCCGCCGGCAUCGUUCUGUCACCGAGCUAUCCUCGCACAACUGCCAGGACCCCGCUUGCUCCGACCGCGAAGUCCAGGAGAUCCUAGUUCGCAAAACAUGCUGCAACACUGCCACCAAUAGCUCGUCCAGAACAGAGCUGGCCCAGUGCUUCGCCGAGGACCUGUACGGCUCCUCCAGGAGGCCCAGUAGCUGCUGCACCAGCUCGGAUUAUUGCUACCAAACCGAUUCCACCAGCUUGUACGGCUCCCGUUCCUCGCUCAGCAGAAACAAUUCCAUCAAAUCAGCAUCCGCUUUGGUGAAAAAGCACCACAGGAGUCAGAGGAGCCUGCUGCCCGAGCACCGCCAUCCCAGCUACACCUCCAUAUCCUUGAGGGGAUUGAACGCCAGUCGUCCCAACAGCCAGUUGGGAUCUCUGACCUCCAUAUUCGAUCGGGCCAAGAACAUGGCCCCAGAACAAGGAUGCUCCCUGGAGCGGCAGAGCUCCAAGGGUGCCUUGAGUAGCACAGAGUUGCCGGAGUACGCUUGUUCCCCCUCGCCCAUACGCUGGAGCUUCCUGGCAGAUGGCAGGUCUCCCACGGAACUGGAAGGAGCUGUUGGUGGUGAGGGGGCCGAAAAAGAGCCGGAGGAUAAGCUGGAUGCCUGGCAGGUGCCAGAGCCCGAACCCGAAAAGAAACCAUGUCGGAAAAUCACCUCCAGCACCACCACAUCCGAGACGUGCUGGAAGAGCACAAGCUCCGUUUAUGACGAGGGUCCUAGCACUUCGGCAGCCGCCGCCAGGAAGCGGCGGGGCAGCAAGGGGAGUCGCGGCAGCCGGGGCAGCAGGGGGAGUGGCAACUACCAUUGCGAGUUCGAAGAGGAGACCACCACCACAGUGAUGUUCCACCAGGAUGCCGGUGAUUCGUACAACAAUUGCUGCAGCAACAACUACAACUACAUACAAUGCAACAGCUAUCUGGACCAGGACCUGCAGAUAACCAGUGAGGACAUCCACCAGUACUUGUCCAAGGGCGAUGCCACGGCCAGCGAUAUCCUGAACAACUCCAAGAACUAUCCCUUCCAGCCCAGCAACGCUCUCGAGUUCCAAUACAAGAACAACUUCCAGCAGGGACAGAAUCUGAACAACAACAAUACGAACACCACGAACACGGCUUCCAGUGACGCGGCGGAGUGCUUCCAGAGCUACAGAGCCAGCUCGAAGGAAACCAAUCUGAACCAGAGCUCUACGGAGCAGCUCUCGCCCACAAAUAUUAAUUUAUCAACGAGCUCGAACAACAUAAAUAUUGUAUUCAGCAGCAGCUUGGAGAGGAAUGCCAAUGAGGUGAAAUUCAUCAACAAUAGGGGGGGCGCUGGAGGCACCACCGGCGAAAUAGGAUGCGAGAGCCACCAUGCCGGCUACUUGCCCUACACCUAUCCCAGUUAUGAUUACACGAAUAUGUCGGGAAAUUCCCAUUUCGAGAAGCCCCUGGGAAUCGAUGAGUUGCCCAAGGAGUUUGCCGGAGCAAGCGCUGGGGCAGUAGUUGGGUUGGGAGUUGCAGGAUAUGGAGGUGCCUCGACCACCAGCGAGCACUCCUCAUCGCUGCCGUCGCCACCACCGUUGACACACCACCAGCAGCUGCACCACUUCGAGUCCUUCGAUGCCGCCUCCGAGCACAAUUUGCUGGCGCAGCCCCUGUCGCCCGGAUCCCCACUCUCCGGCUCGGUAAAUCCCGCUGGUGAUGAUUUCGUGCAGAUGCAUCACUACCAUCACAGCACUGACUCCCCACAAUCGCAAUCGCACCAACCGCACCACAGCCACGCCCACUCGCAUGCGCACCACACCCACCAACACCAGCAUCAGCAUCAGCACCAGCACACGCACCACCAGCAUUCGCACCACACCUGCGACCUGACCGAGGAGCAAUUCCGGCUGGGAUCGGCUUUAAAGCGAGUGCGCAAGCGAGCACGCAAGUACACCGACUUCAUGCGCAAGAAGUGAAGCGGUUGAAGCCCAUAAGCCAGGACUCACGGCAUCCUGCAUCCCCUAUAGAUUCACCCUACUUUGGCCGCAAGUAUCUGGUGGUCUCGAAGCGGCGCUCCCAGAGUCUGGACGAGGACUAACAGCCUGGCGGCGACUGGACAAGCAAUAACUGAAUCCGGGAGCGGAACCAUAUUAACAUUUAUAAUUAAAAUUUUUACACUGCCAAAAAAAAGGAAGAGGAUUAAACUUAAUUUUUUGCUAAGCCAAAAACUCUGUUAAAAGCGAGAAUCACUGAAACGAGACACUAGCACAAUGGGAAGAGUGGAUUUUUAAACGAAAGACAAAUAGUUUAAAUCUUAAAUUAAGUUACAGAGAUAAAAAGACAGAGAGAAGGUAAUUAAUCAAAAUCUGUUUCAAAUCUGUUGGUUUGUUUGAUCAGAAAAAUCCACUCCUCCCAGAGCACAACCACACAUACGAAUCACAUCAGCUACAAAAACCAAAAAGAACACAAAACACCUACACAUACAAAAAAAAUGGAAGAUGAACAACGACUAUUUUAAAUAAAAUACUUAAGCUAACAGUGCGUAUACAUAAUAGCAGAGUUAGGGGUGAGAGAGGAGAACAUUUGUAUAUUCAACUUAUAUAUUAAGCGAAGGUUUUGAAUUUGCAUAUUUAAAUUGACUAAAAACCAUAUACAUACAUAGAUAAGAGCCAAGGCAAAUGGAAAUAAUAAUGCACACACCUACUCAAGCCUAGAUGAUAGAAAACUAAAAAAAAAUAAAUUAUAAAAAUGGAAAGAAUCAACCAAUCUAAAAUACCAGUUAAUGAUAGCUAUAAGGAUGCGAUGGAUCAGAUCGGAGCAGCGCCACAAGAUUUAGAGUUUCAGCAACCGCAACUGCAAACUGCAACCUGCAACUGCAACUAAAUAAUAAUAAAAACAUUAUUAAAAAUAAAUAAACAAAAAAUGAAAACGACAAACGAACAGAAAAGUGAACAGCAACUGUAGUUUGGCACACUAAAUGCAAAGUUUAAAGUUAUAAACAGAAUAUUUAAAAAACAAACAAAGAGUUAAGAUUACACAAUAAUGUGAGAGAGGGUUUUGUUAAUAUUUUUUUUGAUAAGCGCGUUUUUAUGAUUGAACGAGUUUCUUCAGGGACUGCUUGCGAUUUUUGUAAUAAAGCAAUAAGCCGUUUUGCUCAAGGAUCAAACACGUUUCCCGUUUCCCCCAUCCUGCCCCCGGUUUUCUCUUCUUUUAUGAAUUUUAUCUUAUGGGCAGGGCCGUUGAGAGGGGGGGUUAGCCGGGUAAUUUUCCCGGGGCCCGCAAUGGACAGGGGCCCGGCAGCGGGGUCUAAUGACCGGGGCGUCAGCGGGACGAAAACGAAAAAGGGCCCGUGAGGAAUCCAUGCCCCGGGGCCCGACAUGGCUUCUCGACGGCCCUGCUUAUGGGAGAGGUGUCCUGACGGCAUGUCAGGUCCUCUGCUUCGUGUUUUCGUGAAUUAUCCCCAACAACUGUCUUCCAAUUAUACUUUCUAGUUGUAUCUCUCUAGUUUCAGUUGCUCUGUUUCGAAAGUGAACAAAAAUGAAAUAACUAAAUGUAAACUAAGCACUCGAACUUAAUUUAAUAGCCGUUGAAUCAGACGUACCUUGCGUGAGAACAAAACGAGAAAAUUGUAAAUAACUGCUGUUGAUUAAUUAAUAACCUAAUUUACGACUAACUAACUAAAUGAACUUAAUUUGUAGACAUUAGCCAAGGCGAAUCAUUAUGAAUUAGUGAACCGAAAAUAAUAAAUAUAAAUGCACUGCCAAAAACAAAGGUUUUAAGUAAAUGAACAACAAAAUAGGAUUCGAAACAGAAGUUCACACAAAAAAAAAACCAAAACCAAAAACCAAACCAAAUAAAAAACACAAAAUUGAAACGAAAAAGAAAAACUGCUGUAAAUAUAAGAAUGAAUACAUAUAGAGAAAUCAUAGACAUUUUUUAAAGGCACAUUAAUUAAUGAGAAGCAUGCAAUUUGCAGAUUUUUUACAUUAUUUUAAUGAACUAAGCAAAACAAUAAUGAGUUGAAAGGAAUUACGAAAACCAAUAAUAAUUAAAUGAAAGUAAGAGAAUAAAUUGCCAAGCGGCGACGCGAUUUUGUAACAAAAUCAAAAGAAAAAAUGUUAACAUUGCGUAAAGUUAAAAACAAAAGAGAAAAAAAAAACAAAAUACCAGAACAACACUAACACGACACCGGAAACGGAAACGAAAGCGAGUAGCGAGUAUCAACCGAUAGCCGGAAACCGAUAACCGAUAGGCGAACAGGUCUUGAGUUGUGUGCACUAAUCGAACUGUAAAUACCAGAUCAGCGAACUAGCUGAAGCCGUAAGGAAGAUUAUGAAAUUAUCCAGUAAUAGGAGAACGAAAAUAACCAAAACCAGGCAUAACACCCUUUUAAAGUUCAAGUAGCAAUGACACUAACUUACCAGUUACCCCCCGAAACCAAAGACCUCGAUGGCGGAAUUAAUAAAUGGGGAUCGAUAAUCACACAACAACAACAAAA